AGUCAUUGGCCGAGUUUCGAGUGUUCGGCGUUCAGUUUCGUUUAGGUUAUCGAACGUAGCGGUUCGUAGACGCGCGUAUUCCGCCAAUUCUACUGUUAUUUUUCGAUUCGAUACGAUUCGGAUCGCCUCGCAACUCGCAACUCGCAAAUCGCAGCUCACAAAUCGCAAUUCGCAAAUCGCAGGUCGCAUCUCGUGUCUUGUGUCUCGAAGCUGCCACAGUGCCACAUUGAGAGUGGUCAGUGGCGUUCAAAAAGAGCGGUUUACGGCGCAACGCUUAACGGUUUAUUUGUGGGGGAGUUAACGGCAUAACGACUUUACUCCCAAAGACGAUUUUUUUACAAUUUCAAAAAUAAAUAAAAAUUAAAUUAAAUUAAAAAAUAAAUAAUUUAAAAAAAAAAUACUAAAAAUUACUAGUUUGAAAACCCAAAAAACAAAAAGAAAAAACAAAUCGUGUCGCGAAACGCCCGCGUGCCGUCGCCAAUUGUGGAGUGUUUUGUUUUUUUUUUUCGUUUUCACGUGCUUAAGAGUGUGUUUGUUUUUUUUGUCGUGCGUUUUUUUAAUUGACGGGCCAGGGAGCAACCACAACAACAACAACAACAACAACCUGAAAACCUGAAAGAAAAAAAAAAUACAAAGAAAAAAGAAGAAGGAUAAAGCUCCAAAACCCAAAAAAUCCAAUGCAAAAGUGAAAUGUAAACAAUGAGAAAGUGCAGUCAGUGGAAAGUGUAGCAUACUGUUCGGGGCCUGUCCCAAUAAUUCCAAAACACCAGCCAGAGUAGAAAGUCAAAAACUCAAAAACUCAAACUCGAAAGUUUUGUGAGGACUAGCACCAGCCACCCACCUGUGCGAAAGGCGCUAAGUAGCAGGCCUCGCAAGGACAACCCGACCAGGACCCAACCAAACCAAACCAAACCAAAUAGAGGGCGAAAGUAAAGCCGCAAAAGUGACGGGCUCAGACGGAAGUGGAGGAGCACAGAGACACCAGAGACAAAUACCAGAAUACCAGGAGAGGAGAGGUCAUAGCGCCAAGCCCAAGAUCUUAAGGAUCGAAAGGCUCUUAAGUUCCUAAAAAUAGAAUUCUACAAAAGUGGAUUGAAAAAAAAAGUCAGCUCGAAAAUGUCGUCACAUUGGUUGAUACUCUUUGGAAUAGUUUGCUUGAUGGCGGGAGGCACUCAGGGAGCCUCGAAGCGCUUCUUCACAGACUUCCUGCAGGACCUGCCCACACCCGGCACCGGAGGACCCACCUUCGACACCACCGUGGGCACCAACAUCACCGGACUCGUUGGCAAGACCGUGAAGCUGACCUGCCGCGUCAAGAAUUUGGGAAAUCGUACGGUCUCCUGGGUGCGGCAUCGGGACAUCCACCUGCUCACCGUCGGCCGCUACACCUACACCUCCGACCAGCGGUUCGAGGCCAUGCACUCCCCCCACGCCGAGGACUGGACUCUCAGGAUCAGGUACGCCCAGCGCAAGGACUCCGGCAUCUACGAGUGCCAGAUAUCGACGACGCCGCCCAUCGGACACUCCGUUUACCUCAACAUUGUUGAACCCGUUACUGAGGUGAUUGGGGGACCAGAACUGCACAUCAACCGCGGCUCGACCAUCAAUCUGACAUGCAUCGUCAAGUUCGCCCCCGAGCCCCCACCCACCGUCACCUGGUCGCACAAUCGAGAGGUCAUAAAUUUCGAUUCACCUCGCGGCGGUAUAUCAUUAGUCACCGAGAAAGGUGUGCUGACCACCAGCCGGCUCCUGGUGCAGAAGGCCAUCUCGCAGGACUCGGGACUCUACACAUGCACCCCCUCCAACGCCAAUCCCACCACGGUGCGCGUGCAUAUCGUCGAUGGUGAACAUCCGGCGGCAAUGCACCACGGCAACUCUGGGGCAUUUCGACCGCCGGGCCUGGUCUCGCUGCUGCUCUUCUUGUGCGGAGCGCCGCUGCUCAUCCAGGCGGUCACCUUUUGCCGAGUCCUGGCCCAUGCCCUCGGACGGGCCACGCCCCAACGACACAGUACCGCCCACGGCAAGGACAAGGAUAAGGACAAGGACAAACAACGAAGCAACGAAUCACGGAACAAGUCACUGGAACAGAAACACAAUGAGGAUCAGGAUCAGGAUCAGGAGCAGGAGCAGGAUCAGUAUCAGGAAGAUGAGGAGCAGAUGUCCUUGCGACGAGGAGACGAGGCGAGUACGUUGGGGGGCACAUAGCUAGGCGGUGGGGCGGGAACCGAAAUCGCUGACGCUGAGUUGCCAACUGGAAUCGCCUACUAGGUUGAUAGUUUCCCCCCUCCCCCAUACACCCUCCUGCUACCAGGACACAGAAGAAGACCCCAAGCCCCUUUCACCCUCUCUUUCGCCCCCCUAACCCAGUUGCAUGCCCCGGGGCGUUGCAGGUCCUUUUAUCACUAAAUUAAGUAGCCAAAGGAGCAGCCGGAACACAGACACUUAUCACAAUUUUUUCUAAAAACUAAAAAUAAAAAAAAAAUAUAAAAAAUAUGUGGAAGGAGGAAGGAGCUACCCAGCUAUAUAAGCUAUUUUUUUUUUUAAGUGUGAAUUCUAGUUGCAACAUGCAUUUGAGGCAUGUAAAAAAUAAAAAAUAAAAAUACAAAAAACACAAACAGACAUUGUAAAUAAAAAAAAGAGAAGAAUCUAGAGAAGAAUCUAUCUCGUACUCUCUUCCAUCGCUAGUCCCCCAUUUCGAGUGUAAUAAUCCAUCUAUCUCACAGUCCCUCUCGGUUCAUUUAGUAACUUUCGAGAUACUUUUACAUCCAGAUACUUUCGAACUCCCCUUCCCCUCCCCCUUAAGACACAAGCAGACAGAUGACAGAUUAUCGAGUACAAGGUAAGGUUAUAGGUGUCUAAAACAUAUGAUAUAUAAAUUAAAAUUAAAACUAAAAUUAAAAUUAAAAUAUAAAUAUAAUCCAACUACGAACGAGUCUAGGAGAUGGGAAUUUUUUUUUUGUAACUAGCAUAAGUUCAAGACUAUAGUAAGAUUUAAGGGAAAAAGGACGAAGCGAAGCAAGGACGACGAUUUGUAGGGGGGAAGGACAUAGAAGUGUAUAUAAUUAUAAGAAAAAAAAAAAAUUCAACAUUAUUAGUCGAGAUAAUUUUUUUGUUUUUUUUUUCUAUCUUGCUCCAUAUAUCAGAUCAGAAUAAUCUCUACCUAUAUAUUGGAUGUAUUUCGAUGUGUUUAGAGCUAAGCGAUACAAGAUACAAGAUACAGAUGCAAGAUACAGAUACAAGCAUACAAGAUACAAGCAUACAAGCUAAAAGAUACAAAGAUACCGAUUAUUGUUGUGUGUUUUGAAACAGAAUCUUGACAGAUAUUGAAAGAGAAAAUAACCAAACUAUCCAGUACAGCAUAUUGCUAAUUCGAACUUCGAGUAUUUAAGGUCUCUCUCUAUCUCUCUCUCUCUCGCUAUCUAUCUAUCUAUCUUUCUAUCUCUCUCUCUCUCGACAGCCCAGUCACACAGUUAGUAAUUGUAUCUUUAAGUGUAAUCAGAGUCAGAGUCAGCAGAUCCCACCCCAAAAAAAAAUAAAAAAAAAAAAAAGUAAAAAGGGUCUAACCCUGGUCCCCCCCUUAUCCCCUACAAUGUCCCCUACAGCCGAUUUGAAGGCUUUGGUCCUUCAAUGUCCUGGUAUCCGCUCAGCAGAAUAUACACUGAGAAAAUCAAAUAAACAUUAUAAUCUUCAAACUAGGCGUAAUUCCAUAAAUAUAUAUAUUAUAUGUAUGUAUGUAUGGUACACUUAGCGAAAUCGAAGGUCAAGAGGUUAUAUUUUAUGAAUGUGAUUACGAAUAGAAAAUUGACAAAAAAAAAAAACGAAAGUGUUUUGUGAGAAAGGCUAAAAAACAGUGCAUGAGAAAGAUAAGACCAAAAAAAAAUUAUAGAAAAAGUAUCUCUUGUUGGAUUGUGGGGCAGAGAGCUGGAAAGAUCUACGAAAAAGGAUCGAAGGAUCUCUAAAAAGAGCUGCCAACCACAAUUAGUUAAUGUACCUAUUUGUAAUCUCUUGAGUGCUUUGAUUUUCAAAUACCCUUUCCAAAUACCCUUCUCCAUGCACUAGUCUAAGCCGAACUUGAAGUGAGUGUUUAAAUCUUAAAUAGAAAUUGAAUUAAAUUCAAUAUCAAUACCAGAGGCACCCAAAAACAAACCACAUUUCAAAAAAUUCAAAAGCUAUAUAAGUGUCAGAUAGAAAAAAUAAAAACCAAAAAACAGAAAAAUAACAAAAGAAAGAAAAAAGAAUUAAGAAAAACUGAAAAAUUUCUAUAAAUGUAUAAAAUAAGGUGAAAAUAAAGUCCAUGUUGCAGAUGCUAAACCUAUGACUAUAUAGAGUAUUGUAAUUUAAUGAAACCGAUAUAAAUAUGUAUGUAAAUGAUAAGCGAUAAUUAAAAAUGUGUUGACCCUAUUAUUAUUACAAUUUUUUUUUUUUUCUCAAUUUUCGUUGGAAUUUUAUUGUCAGUUUUUCAUUCUUUUUUCUUUUUACCAUUUUUUCGUUUAAUGUUAUUUUCCUGAUAGAGUUAAUUAAAGGAAAAAGUAAACAGAAAUUCGCAAAAACAAAAAAAAAAAACAAAAGUGGAAAAAAAUAUAAGAGAAAAUGACAAAAAAAAAAAAAAAAAACAUUUUUAAAGUAAAUAUGUUAAAUACAAUUUUAAGCAUAAACACAGUGGCGAUAAAUGCAAACAAUUUUAAUGUGGUUACAUAAAAAUACAACAAAAAAAUACAAAAAAAUGCAAGAAAAAAAAAAUGAGACUCAAUGAAAAAAUAAAUGUACGUUGCUCCAAUUGAAAUGGAACACUUUGAAAUAUUACCAAUUCAUAAUAAACUAUAUUUACGAAAUGGAUAAGCGAACAGAACAGAAACCUACCAUCUCAAGCGGAACAAGAACAAGAAAAAGAACAAGAAUUAUGGAUUAAAUUGCAUAACAUUUAAGAGAGAAAAUUAACAAAAGAAGAAAAGGUAGAGGUAAAGAAUCACUACCAGAUACACAGCAUGGUCACACUGGCAGACACAUCCAGACAUGUACUGACAUGCACACUCUCUGACACAGACAUAAACAGACACACGCAAGGACACUUUCAAGCAGCCCAAAAGUAUGCAAUUUGAACCAGAGAAGAAUUUGAAAAGAGCCCAAGACGUGCGAUUCAAAAAACCAAAAAAAACCCAAAAACCAAACUAUGAAUUCAAUAAAAGUGUAAAAGAA
Molecule: messenger RNA, 5196 nt
Organism: Drosophila ananassae
Lineage: Eukaryota; Metazoa; Arthropoda; Insecta; Diptera; Drosophilidae
Gene: dpr8
Product: zwei Ig domain protein zig-8
Exons: 10
Coding region: 1117-2205 (362 amino acids)
Biological process (GO): synapse organization
Cellular component (GO): neuron projection membrane
Source: RefSeq, a predicted model, not a curated record